Tarenaya hassleriana is the source of this 599-nucleotide messenger RNA. RefSeq lists its product as uncharacterized. The transcript has a single exon. The coding region runs from base 122 to 409 and encodes 95 amino acids. The record is from RefSeq and is a predicted model, not a curated record. Lineage: Eukaryota; Viridiplantae; Streptophyta; Magnoliopsida; Brassicales; Cleomaceae.
AAAUCUCCCCACCACUUAAAAAAGCUUAACACACAUCUUUCCUUCCUCAUCAAGAUAUCGAUUCCACUCCUUCUAUCACAAAAAAAAAAAACAAUUUAAAAAAAAAUCUUGAACUCAGGGGAUGUUGCAGAUGUUGUCCGUACUCCGACAGAAUCUCCAAAACCUCCGGAAGAGCCCACGCGUCGCAGACGAGAGCGCGUUAACGGUGGCUGACGACGGAGGAAGAGGAGACGGUAACGGAAACGGUAACGGCGUUAUGAGGAUUCCGUCAUCGAUCAUAUCGUGCUUUGCGGUGCCGCGUGUCAACGGUACGGACGGGUUGUGGGCGUCGGGUGAUUAUGCCGCCAGGGUCUCCGAGGUCAACCAUCUCAUGGUUUGCGAUGGCAUGAGAUACGCUAUUUUAAUGUAACUUUUAUCAAAUUUCUUUAAAAAAAAAAUAAUGAAAUGUUAAGGGCGGUCCAAAAUCAUACAUUUUUGUCCUCUAGGUCUGAUAUAUAUAUAUAUAUAUAUAUACACAUGUGCGUGUACAUGUAUGCGUGUAUGCGUAUGUGGUGUGUUUGUAUGUAUGUGAGGAAGAACAUUGCGUUUUCUCCUUUUUA